Messenger RNA from Schistocerca gregaria, 1419 nucleotides. Its product is annotated as cytochrome P450 6k1-like. The transcript has 5 exons. The record is from RefSeq and is a predicted model, not a curated record. The coding region runs from base 1 to 1419 and encodes 472 amino acids. NCBI's taxonomy places the organism in Eukaryota, Metazoa, Arthropoda, Insecta, Orthoptera, Acrididae. Gene Ontology annotation, molecular function: heme binding; oxidoreductase activity, acting on paired donors, with incorporation or reduction of molecular oxygen; iron ion binding.
AUGGCUAUUUUCUACGAUUCUUGGGUGACUGAAAUGUUGGCUCUACUGUCAACAAUUUUCGCGAUACUGUACGUCACAUUUAAAAUCAAUUACACCUACUGGAAGAGGAAGGGUCUGCCAUACUUGGAGCCGUCUUUCCCAUUGGGAAAUGGCUGGAACACGGCGUUAAUGAGGAAAUGUCCGGGUGAAGAUAUGAAAGACGUUUAUUUUGAAACAGAAGGAAAGGACGUCGUGGGUAUUUACUCAUUAAACAACCCUAUUCUCGUUGUGCGGGAUCCAGAGCUGAUCAAAACGAUCAUAGUGAAGGAUUUCAACUACUUUCCGGACCGGGGCAUCUAUGAAGACGAGGAGACAGAUCACCUGACGGCGCACCUCUUCUUCCUCGGAGGAACCAAGUGGAAGGGUCUGCGACAGAAGCUGUCCCCCACGUUCACGUCGGGAAAAAUGCGCGCCAUGUUCGGCAUAGUGCUCGACUGUGCGAAGAUUCUGGCUGACGUCACACCUGCUGGCAGUGUUGUGGAAGUCCGCGAGCUGAUUGCGCGCUACGGCACAACCCGGAGGCGGAGUUUCGGCAAUGGGGCUCUGGGAUUCUCCAAUCCAAAACUAGGCACACUUUUGCCUAUGGCCUUCACGCCAAAGAACAUCACAGAGUACUUUACACGAGUCGUUGAUGACACAAUCAAACAUCGAGAGAAGACUGGUGUCAUUAGGAAGGACUUCAUGCAGUUGAUGAUUCAGUUGAAGAACAUUGAGACAAGUAAGACGCUGACGACCAAGGAGGUGGCAGCACAGGCGUGGGUGUUCUUCAUCGCAGGGUUCGAAACAUCCUCCACCACCGUAAGCUUCUGUCUGUAUGAGCUCGCCAGACAUCCGGAUAUCCAAAAGAAGGUGCAAGAGGAAAUUGACGACGUACUGAAAAAGAACAACGGUGAUGUGACGUACGACAUUAUAAUGACCCAGAUGCCGUACUUGGAAAAGGUGGUGAAUGAAACCCUUCGUAUGUAUCCGCCCGUUCCAGUUUUAAAUCGCGAGGUGGUGCAGGAUUACAAGCUGCCAGGAUAUGACUGUGUCUUGGAGAAAGGAACUAAGAUGCUCAUUCCAGUCCUGGGACUUCAUCAUGAUAGGAAUUUUUUUCAAAACCCCGAGAAAUUCGACCCGGAGCACUUCUCUGAGGAGCAGAAGGCAUCCAGGCAUCCCUACUGCUAUCUACCCUUUGGUGAAGGGCCACGCCUCUGCAUUGGGAUGCGUUUUGGACUGAUGCAGGUGAAGUUGGCGCUGGUUCAUCUACUGUCAAAAUUUGACUUUCUGCCCGUUGGAGACAAGCAGUCGAAACUACGUAUGGCUCCAAACAACGUCGUGCUGACACCAAUCGGCGGAAUCGACUUGAGGGUGGAGCAUCGACGAAUGUCUGAGAGUUGA